AUGUUCGGUAUUUCAUAUGGAGAGCUCUUCCUCUUGAUUGGAGCCACAGCUGGUCUAGUCGGACCAAAGGAUUUGCCUGGAAUUGCUAGAACAGCAGGGAGGUUAGCGGGUCAGUCAAUCGGGUAUGUUCAGUUAGCUAGAGGCCAAUUCGAUAAUGUUAUGCAGCAGUCUCAAGCCCGCCAGGUUCAUAAAGAACUUCAAGAUGCAUUCACUCAACUAGAGUCGAUUCGUUAUGAAGUCCGGUGUAUAUCACUUAUGAAUCCUGGUCCUAUGGCUAGAAGGCUGAUGGAUAAUCCUCAAGACCUGGCUUCUUUGAGUGAUGGGGCCAACAGUUCACUUGAGAAGCCCAAGGAGGAGCUGAAGUCAAGAAAUACUGUGGUGAAGGAUGAUACUUUCAGAACCUCAGACUCACCUAAUUUGCAUAGCCAAGCAACUGUGUAUGCAAAGUUGGCUGAAUUUGAUGCUGUGAAGACUGGCUCUUUGAAGAGCAGUGCAGAGCAAGAAAACCUUAAAAGAUGA
Molecule: messenger RNA, 519 nt
Organism: Prunus armeniaca (apricot)
Lineage: Eukaryota; Viridiplantae; Streptophyta; Magnoliopsida; Rosales; Rosaceae
Source: the annotation of a GenBank genome assembly